Messenger RNA from Colletotrichum godetiae, 1689 nucleotides. RefSeq names its product amidase signature domain-containing protein. Bases 1 to 1689 code for a protein of 562 amino acids. The record is from RefSeq and is a predicted model, not a curated record. The transcript is spliced from 8 exons. Lineage: Eukaryota; Fungi; Ascomycota; Sordariomycetes; Glomerellales; Glomerellaceae.
AUGAUCCCUCAAAGUCAGGCUGACGAUUUACAUGCUGUGAUCGAUGCACAAACAUCGAAACCGCCAUGGAAACUAAGUGCUGCGCAGAAGCGAGCAGAGCAAUACGCCGCUAUUCCCAUUGAAUGGCGUAUCGACCAAGCUGCUCCUCCACCCAAAGACACGGACGCUUUCCUUCGUUUCUCUGGGCUUUUGACAGCGGAAGACCUUGCUUGUACGGAGAUUGAGGAUGUUCGAGUCUUGCUCGAGCAGAUCGCAACUCGAAAACUGAGCGCUGUUCAAGUCCUCAAGGCAUUCGCGAAGCGAGCAGCCAUAGCUCAGCAGCUGGUGGGAUGUUGCACGGAGAUCAUGUUUGCAGAGGCACUCGAGCGAGCCAGGGCCCUAGAUGACCAUCUGGAGCGGACAGGCUCGGUAGUUGGGCCUUUGCAUGGACUCCCGGUAUCCCUCAAGGACAUAUUUGAUGUCAAAGGAGUCGACUCUACCAUCGGCUGGGUCGGACUCAUUGGGAAGCCAGCGAAAUCAAACGGCGUCUUAACAGACGUUCUCAUCGCUCAAGGCGCUGUGCCUUUUGUCAAGACGAAUAUUGCGCAGGCUCUCAUGCUUUCGGACUCAUACAACCAUGUUUUCAAGCAAUCUUUGAACUCUCUCAACCGCGAGCUGAUCUCUGGUGGCAGCUCGGGUGGUGAAGCGGCACUCAUAGGUUGUCAUGGUAGCCUGGUCGGGGUCGGGACAGACACCGGCGGCUCCAUACGUAUUCCGGCAGUUCUGCAAGGAUUGUACGGAUUGAAACCGACUGUUGGGCGAAUACCGUUCGAUGAGUCGAGCAAAUGGGAGUUUCUUGCACCUCCGGUGGCAGGUCCUCUGGCUUCCAGCCUCUCGACGAUAGAAACCUUUAUGGAUGGCAUCUUAUCUUGUGAGCCCUGGCGACAGGAUCCGACUUUGCUGCCCAUUCCGUGGCGCAAGGAGCUCGCGGCCAAGCCUGACAGGCCCCUCAAGAUCGGGUAUUACAUCAAUGACAAUAUCGUCCGUGUACAGCCGCCUAUUGAAAUGGCGAUACUGGCUGUUGUUGAUAGCCUCAAGGCUGCAGGACAUAGUUUGAUCGAAUGGGAUCCCACCUCUCAUGCUGAAGCUUGCAAGGGUUGGGUAACCGCCACAUUCGCUGAUGGCGGUGAAAUCCACAGGAAGCUGAGUGAGGCCAGCGGAGAGCCGCUAGUGAAAGGGCUUCUCGUUGGAACCGAGAAGGACAUACUCUCGGUUGCAGAGUCUCGCGAUCUGGCUGCCAAGAAGCUCAGAUAUGAGAAAGACUACCUCAAGCGCUGGAAUGACGCGGGUAUUGACGCCCUCAUUACGCCGGUGGCACCCUGGGUUGGGAAGAGACCCAGAGUGUGGGCCGGGUCAAAGCCUCACGUCGGAUAUACAUCGCACUGGAACUGGCUUGAUUAUGCAGCCUUAACGAUCCCCGUUAUGCGAGCUGAAAGCAGUAGUGCAUCGAGCCGGCAAUGGUCAGAUCAUGUCCCAUGGAAUGAGAGCGACGAGAUGAACUAUCAGCUGUAUGAUUUUGAUCUGAUUCGCGGCAUGCCGGUUGGUGUGCAGAUUAUUGGAGGAAAGUAUGGCGAGGAAAAGUGUGUCUCCGUCGCCAAAGUUGUGAAGGAUGUUCUGGAGGUGAAAAAAAGUUUCGAGAAGCGCACAUAA